AUGCGCUUUGAUGACAACCGUUGGACCAGAGCCGUGAGCGACUGGGUUCCCCGCGAUAUUAAGCGCACUACAGGAAGACCGCCGACCCGAUGGUCAGAUUUCUUCACGAAGUCCCUGAAAGAAAAAUAUGAUGCUCUUCGUGUCCCACGCGAAAGGAGGAACCACUGGGCUACUCUGGCACGCGAUCGGGACAAAUGGAAGAAUUACUGGCGCCCGCUCGACCAGUUCGAAGAUCAACGGGAGUCAAGUGACGAUGAGGAGAACCCAAAAAAUUGUCUUGGCUGCAUUGGUUCCUUGAAUAUCUUCUGUUUCCUCAGCAAGCUGCACAAUAUCCUAAACAGAACGAGCAUCUCACUCUCUCUCGAUUAUGAGGACAACCUCGUCAGUCAUUUUGCUCCUGCAUCGUGGUUUUGCAACUUCCCUGUAGAUUUCGCAAAUUACACCAUCGUAAAGUACUCCCACGGCUACAAAAGGAAACUAUCGCAGCAAGUUGAGAAAUUUUUGCAUAGGGCAGGAGUUGGACAAGAAAUCGCUGAUCACGUAAUUACUAACAUAGCAGAAUUAAAUACUACAUCAUCAGAAAUACGCACAGUGGUCGAACAACAAUUCCACUUACUAUUCGCCAGUCUACUAAAGCGGUCUUCCCCCAUGUCACAAGCGUCGGGAGCGGGUGCACCACCACCAGAUGGAGCUCCACCUCCGAAUCAAGAAGGAGCUGAUGACAAGGAUGAAAAGAAGGAACUAGACGGUACUGGCGCCGGCAGUCAGAUGGGAGGGGCCAGUGGUGCUGAAGGUGGAGGGACAUCGGCUGGAGGAGAAGGAACUUCUAGCGGCAAAAAGAAAGACAAGAAAGGAAAAAAAGGAAAGAAAAAGAAGACGGCUCAUUUCAAGAAACGAGGACAUCCGUGUUACAAAGUUCUGUGCAUCGUAUUCUCACUUUUGUCAUUAGCAAGUCUUGCUACAGCAUUGACUAUGGGUGCACUGAUGUUAAACGAUACAGCAAGCAAGUAG
Messenger RNA from Necator americanus (New World hookworm), 1011 nucleotides. RefSeq lists its product as uncharacterized. Gene Ontology annotation, biological process: positive regulation of response to oxidative stress. Bases 1 to 1011 code for a protein of 336 amino acids. The record is from RefSeq and is a predicted model, not a curated record. Gene Ontology annotation, molecular function: chondroitin 4-sulfotransferase activity. The transcript has 8 exons. Lineage: Eukaryota; Metazoa; Nematoda; Chromadorea; Rhabditida; Ancylostomatidae.